Molecule: messenger RNA, 1553 nt
Organism: Phyllostomus discolor (pale spear-nosed bat)
Lineage: Eukaryota; Metazoa; Chordata; Mammalia; Chiroptera; Phyllostomidae
Product: interferon-induced protein with tetratricopeptide repeats 1-like
Exons: 2
Coding region: 45-1553 (502 amino acids)
Biological process (GO): defense response to virus
Cellular component (GO): cytosol
Molecular function (GO): protein binding; RNA binding
Source: RefSeq, a predicted model, not a curated record
AGUUACUGUUUCCCUUCCUUAUAUAUCCCUGCCCUGAGGCAUAAAUGCAUUGGAAAAUCUCCAGCACAAGCUCGCAGAUCUCAGAGCAGCCCAUCCACCAAAGCAACCAUAGUGCACCUGCACCCUGGUUCAUAGCAGCAAUGAGUAAGAAUACUGAGGAAGAUCAGCUCAAAGAUAGGCUGGAGCAGUUGAGAUGCCAUUUUACAUGGAAGUUGCAAAUUCAAGAUGCUGAAAUGACUGAUUUAGAAAACAGGGUCUUCGAUGAAAUUGAGUUCCUAGACACAGAAUGUAGUGUGGUGAUGCACAACCUACUGGCCUAUGUGAAACACCUGGAAGGCCAGAAUAAGGAAGCCCUGCAGAGCUUGAAACAAGCUGAAGACUUGAUCCAGACAGAACAGGAUGAUCAAGCACACGUGAGAAGACUGGUUACCUGGGGCAACUACGCCUGGCUGUACUACUACAUGGGCAGACUGGAAGAAGCCCAAAUGUAUUUGGACAAGGUGGAAAGCACUUGCAAGGAGUUUACCAGCCCCUCCUGCUACAAAGUGGACAGUCCACACAUGGACUGUGAGGAAGGAUGGGCCUUGCUGAAGUGUGGAGGAAAGAACUAUGAACGGGCUAAAGCCUGCUUUGAGAAAGCUCUGGAAGUGGACCCUGAGCACCCAGAAUUCAAUGCUGGGUAUGCAAUUGCUGCCUAUCGUCUGGAUGGCUCCAAGAAACCAUCUCAGACCCUACACACCCUAAAACAGGCCCUCAGGCUAAAUCCAGAGGAUGCUUAUAUUAAAGCUUUCCUUGCUAUGAUGCUUCCAAAUACAGGACGAAAAGCUGAGGGAGAGAAGUACGUCAAAGAAGUGCUGGGCAGCACAUCUUCCCACACCUGUGUCUUUCGAUAUGUGGCCAAGUUUUACAGAAGAAAAGACUCCUUAGAGAAAGCUCUUCAGUUCUUAAAAAUGACUUUGCGGGCAACACCCUCCUCUGCCUUCCUGCAUCACCAGGUAGGGCUUUGCUACAAGACACAAAUGAUUCAAAUAAAGAAAGCUAACCACUGGAGGCCCAGAGGAAGAAAUAAAGAAAAUGUGCACAGAUUGGUUAGGAUGGCUAUAUGGGAAUUUGAAAAGGCUUUGAAGCUACAACCCACAUUUCAUCAGCUGUAUAUUGAGCUAGCUGAGAUGUAUGCAGAACUGGGCCACCACAGAGUGGCUGAGGACACUUUUGAGAAACUGUUGAGCAUGGGGGUCAAUGAUGAUUAUCUACAGCAACAGAUUCAUUUCUCCUAUGGCCGAUUUCAAGAAUUUCACAUGAAAUCUGAACUCAAUGCAAUUAGCCAUUAUUUAAAUGUAAUAAAAAUAGAAACCUCAUCAUUUACAAGCAAGAAAAGUUUCACUGCUUUGAAGAAAUUGGUUUUAAAGAGCUGUCAAAGAAAUGGAGAAAACACACUAAAGUUGAGGAUCCUUGGGUUGGUCUACAAAUUUCAAGGAGAAAUGGAAAAAGCCAUGGAGUGUAGCCUGUGGGCCCAGAGUCUGGCUACUGAGAAAGAACUGUGUGGGAGGUGA